Stylophora pistillata is the source of this 619-nucleotide messenger RNA. Its product is annotated as phospholipase A2 A2-actitoxin-Cgg2a. Gene Ontology annotation, molecular function: calcium ion binding; phospholipid binding. The record is from RefSeq and is a predicted model, not a curated record. NCBI's taxonomy places the organism in Eukaryota, Metazoa, Cnidaria, Anthozoa, Scleractinia, Pocilloporidae. Gene Ontology annotation, biological process: phospholipid metabolic process; arachidonate secretion; lipid catabolic process.
UCUGCUGAAAUAGUGUCCCAGUUUUUCAAAAUCAAACAAGUCUGCUCGCGAUUCCACAAAAAAGAUUCAGAAAAUGGAGCGAUUAGUUUUCCUUCUUCACUGCUUGGCCAUUUUUCAGGUGACAAUGGCUACAAGUCCUCUCGAUCAGGAUCGAGAAGGGAUCUUGGCACAAAAAGUAGAAAGUGCUGAUUCCCCCAUAACAUCUCCUAAUGCAAGAAGCAUUUUGGAAUUCGGUCUGAUGAUUAUAUGCGGAGUCAAAAGAAACCCCUUGGACUAUAAUGGUUAUGGUUGCUACUGCGGACUAGGUGGACAGGGAACACCAGUUGAUGAUGUAGACAGAUGUUGCCAAAUACAUGAUGCUUGCUAUAAUGCAGUGCAGAACUCGGGCGCUUGCACGUUAGAUUUGGCAAUCUAUGCCAUGCCUUAUGAUAGGAAAGGCUGCCUUGGAUGCGAGCCUGCUAGUCAUUACUGGUUUUUCGGCGAGUGUCGGAACUCUUUGUGUGUGUGUGACUCAGAGGCUGUCCAGUGCUUUCAGAGGGCUACGUUCAAUGAUGCUUACAAAGAUUAUUCGCAAGAAAAAUGUUAAAAAUGUAAUUCUUGAAACAUGAAGUGAUUGUUC